This is a messenger RNA of Aspergillus tubingensis, 1350 nucleotides long. RefSeq names its product tRNA(Phe) (4-demethylwyosine(37)-C(7)) aminocarboxypropyltransferase. The record is from RefSeq and is a predicted model, not a curated record. Bases 1 to 1350 code for a protein of 449 amino acids. Gene Ontology annotation, molecular function: S-adenosylmethionine-dependent methyltransferase activity; tRNA methyltransferase activity. The transcript has a single exon. Gene Ontology annotation, cellular component: cytoplasm. Gene Ontology annotation, biological process: wybutosine biosynthetic process; tRNA methylation. Lineage: Eukaryota; Fungi; Ascomycota; Eurotiomycetes; Eurotiales; Aspergillaceae.
AUGCUACCACCCCCGGACAACCCCGACACUACCACCAACACAACAACCACAACCACCACAUCACCCCUCCCCCUCACCACCGACAAUGCCAUCACCACCACCACGAAAAACCAUAACAACCAGCACCACAACCACCCCCGCAAACCCAAACCAACGCUCCUCAACCCCCUCCAAAAAGGCAUCACAACCUACCUAACCCACCACCACAACAACAAUGACACCACCCUCACCAUAUCCUCCCUCCCCAAACGCUUCACAAUCUACGCCCCCCUCCUCCUCCUCCCCGUCAACGCCCUCACCACCCCACCCGCCUGGCACACCCUCUACAGCACCCUAACACCAACCCAAAAGACGACUCUGUACGAAUGCAUCCUCUCCGCCUUCUCCCGCUACAACCUGACCCACAUCGCCAUGAACGCCCCCAUCGCCCUAACCGACGCACAAGGCACCGAGAACCGCAUGCGCAGUCCCGGCGGUCUACUCCCACUGCACGGAGACUUUGGGCCCGCGCCCAGCACAAUCCGAAACCUCGACUCGCCAACAGCGGAGGACCUGGGACGCGCGUUCUGGGUAAGCACGGUGCAGAACCAUGGCAUUGAGCAGAUCUGGGCGCCUAUGUAUACGAUGUUCUCGAGGGGGAAUGUUACGGAGAAGGCGCGGAUAUUGGGAUCGGGGAUGGAGGGGUUAGCCAGGCAGGAUAUUGAGGGGGCAGGGCGAGGGAUGAGUGUGGUGGAUAUGUAUGCGGGGAUAGGGUAUUUUGUGUUUUCGUACCUCCGGCGCGGGGUGAGGAGGGUUUGGGGAUGGGAGAUUAAUGGGUGGUCUGUUGAGGGGUUACGGAGGGGGUGUGUGGCUAAUGGGUGGGGAUGUAGGGUUGUUAGGGUUGGUGAGGAUGGGGUGUUGGAGGGUGGGAUGGGGGUGGAGGAGUUGGUGGAUGGGUUGAGGGAUGGGGAGGAUGGGGAUAAGGUGGUGGUGUUUCAUGGGGAUAAUCGGUUUGCGGCGCGCGUUUUGGCGACGAUUAGGGAUGUGAUGGAGGUGAGGGGGCGGUGGGCGCCUGUGAGGCAUGUUAAUUUGGGGUUGUUGCCGUCGUCGGAGGCUGCUUGGGGGGAUGCGUGUCGGAUGGUGGAUGGAAGGUUGGGGGGUUGGUUGCAUGUGCAUGAGAAUGUGGAUGUGAGGCGCAUUGAGGAGAUGAGGGAUCGGGUCACGAGUGAGAUUGGGAGGUUGAGGGGGGAGGUUUUGGAGGUGGAAGGUGAGGUCGUGGCGGAGUGUCGACAUGUUGAACAGGUCAAGACGUAUGCUCCGGGGGUGAUGCAUUGCGUGUUUGAUGUCAAGGUGCCGGCGCUGGAGGUAUAA